This is a messenger RNA of Sardina pilchardus (European sardine), 11037 nucleotides long. It is a transcript of the gene dchs2, whose product is annotated as dachsous cadherin-related 2. Gene Ontology annotation, cellular component: catenin complex; adherens junction; plasma membrane. Bases 1 to 9762 code for a protein of 3253 amino acids. NCBI's taxonomy places the organism in Eukaryota, Metazoa, Chordata, Actinopteri, Clupeiformes, Clupeidae. Gene Ontology annotation, biological process: adherens junction organization; cell-cell adhesion mediated by cadherin; cell morphogenesis. Gene Ontology annotation, molecular function: calcium ion binding; cadherin binding. The record is from RefSeq and is a predicted model, not a curated record. The transcript has 21 exons.
AUGUGGUCGUCGAAAAUAUCAAGCAGUGUCGGGAUUCUCUGUCACCUGUUAGCAGUUUGCCUACUUUGUGGACAGUCUUGCGGACAGGUGUACAACCUCACUCUCUCCAUUGAAGAGGGGCUACCGGCCCGAACAAUUGUUGGUGACAUUAGAGCCGGACUGCCCCAGAACACCCAAACCAGUGGAUUUUUCAUAUCGGAAAGUAGAGAUUCCUACGUGUUUAAGGACCUAGAAAUAGACACAGAUACGGGAAUAAUUUCAACUGCUGUGGUCCUCGAUAGAGAGAAAGGAGACAGGUAUGAUUUUGUUGCUGCUACUUUGACGGGGGAGGUCAUAAAAGUAACCAUAGUGGUCAAGGAUGUGAAUGAUCACUCUCCAGUAUUUCCCUCUCCGUCUGUGCUUUUGAAUGUGUCCGAAUUAAGCCCACCUGGCACUCGGUUUGAACUUGAGGGGGCACGAGACCAGGAUGAGGGUGACUUGGGAACUCAGGGGUACCGGAUCACGGACAGUAUCAUGCAAGAGCUCUUUAAGGUGGAGGUGCGCAGUGGAGUAGGAAGUGUUGACCUCAUCCUCUUGGACAAGCUAGAUAGAGAAUCACGAGACUUUUACAACCUCACCAUAGAGGCUUUUGAUGGGGGAAUUCCUCAGAAAACAGGAAGAUUGGAAGUGCACAUUUACGUGAUGGAUGAAAAUGAUAACCCACCUAUGUUCAACCAGACAGAAUACAGAGUGCUUGUGUGGGAAAAUGCCCCAGUCUUUACCCCUGUGUGUCAGGUGUAUGCCACCGACCUUGAUUUGGGGGUGAACGGCCUGGUCACCUAUGAGAUCAACAGACGUCAAAGUGAUCCCAAUGAAUAUUUCACCAUUGACGAGAACACAGGAGUCAUCAGUGUAAACAGGCCUUUAGACCAUGAGAUGCAAACUUUCUACGAGCUGAUUGUUACGGCCUGGGAUGGUGGGGUUCAACCAGAGUCCAGCAGUACUUUUGUGGGCAUUAGGGUCCUGGACAUCAAUGACAACAGCCCCACCAUCAGUGUGCUCUUUCUCAGUGCAUCCGGCGAACCAGAGGUGUCAGAAGGGGCGAGCGUGGGGGAGUAUGUGGCCCGCAUCUCCGUCACUGACCCUGACCUGGGGGAAGGCAACAUGGUGUAUGUUGAUCUUCAGGGAGGAGAUGGCAAGUUCCUCCUGAAGCAAACUGACGACUUCCUGUAUGCCCUGUGUGUGGCCAGGCUGCUGGACAGGGAGGAGGUCGACUUUUACGAGCUGAAGGUCAUAGCUGCCGACUUCGGCAGUCCUCCUCUCCAGACCGAGAAGACGAUUUUGGUCAGAGUGUCAGACGUGAACGACAACACUCCCGUGUUUGAGCUGGGACAUUAUGAGGCUCGUAUUGUAGAGGAUGCUAAGCCUGGUAGCGCCCUCAUACAGGUAAAGGCCCAUGAUGCCGAUGAAGGACUGAACUCUGACCUGCUCUACAGCAUCCUGGAGUCCAAGUGGGAUAGCCUCAUCAACAUCGACCCACAGUCCGGUCUCAUCACUACUGCCACAAGCCUGGACCGCGAGCGAGACCCAGAGGUGCAUUUCCUGGUUGUGGCUGCGGAUGGAGGGUUUCCACCUAUGUCAUCGACUGCAACAGUCACCAUCUACAUUGAAGACAUCAAUGACAACAAGCCCGUCUUUGACCAGCAGCUGUACAAUGUCUCCAUUCCAGAACACAUUGCUGUUGGAAGCUGCUUCUUACAGGUUACUGCGGUGGAUGCAGAUGGCAGUGAGUUUGGGGUUGUGCGAUACUCCCUCUCUGACGGCUUUGACAGGGAGGACCAGCGGCCUCUGUUCCACAUCAACCCUGUGACGGGGGAGAUCUGCGUUGAUCAGGACAUAGACCGUGAUGCGGGGCUCGUCACCUACGACCUCCAGGUCAAAGCUGAAGAUCAGGGUGGUCUGAGUGCGCAGGCAUAUGUCCAUAUUGGGGUGGAGGACCUGAAUGAUAACGCACCCGUGUUUAACCCUGAGAGCUACGUCACGAGCAUCAGCGGACACACUCAGCCCGACACAGAGAUCCUCAAUGUCAUUGCCACGGACCGGGACUCCGGGCGCUACGGGCAAGUCACCUACGAGCUUCAGGCUGGAGACUCCUCCUCUCUCUUCUCCGUGGACGCUGCAUCAGGUGCUGUGUACUUGACCUCCGCUCUGAGCCACCUGGGCAGUGCCAGUGUCAAGUUCUCCAUCUCCGCGCAGGAUGGUGAGGGCCAGACGUCUGCUCAGCCUGCCAACGUUACCGUCCACAUCCUCCACAGUGACCAGGCUCCUGCCAUGUUCCAGAGGUCCCACUACGUCUUCUCUGUGGCCGAGGAUGCGCCCAUGGGCACCACCGUGGGCAUGGUUGAAGCCCUUAACCCUACUAAUUCUGUGGAGUCCCUGUCGUACAGGAUCUCCUCUGGCGACCCCCAGGGGCUGUUCUCCGUGGACGCUCAGAGCGGCGUCAUCAGCACCCGGCAGCCGCUGGACCACGAGACGCUCCCCUACGCCCUCCUCAUCAUCCAGUCCCACAGCGGCGCCUCGCCCAUGUACAGCAGCACCCAGGUCAACGUCAGCAUCACCGACGUCAACGACAACCCCCCCGCGUUCCCGCGGCCCUCCGACGCCAUCGCCGUCUCCCAGAACACGCCGCCCGGCACGCUGCUCUUCAUCGCGCACGCUCACGACGGCGACAGCGGCGCCAACGGCAGGAUCCGGUACUCCCUGCUCUCCGGGGAGAAGCUCUUCUCCGUCGACCCCGUGCUGGGCACGCUGUGGCUCAACGCCAGCCUCGCGCACGAGAAGCCGGCCGCGCACACGCUGGAGAUCCUGGCCGAGGACGAGGGCUCGCCGGCGCUGUCCUCCCGCUUCACUCUGACCGUGGAGGUCGAUCGGUCCUCGGCCGCCGAGGACGCCUUGGCCUUUGAGACGCUGGUGUACCAGGUGGAGAUCAGGGAGAACGCCCAGAGGGACACGCGGGUCAUCCAGGUGCGCGCACACCUGAGUGCCCAGGGCCGCGCUGCCUCGACCCCUGCUGGCCCCAGCCUGACCUACACCCUGGAGUCCCUCUCCGACACGCCUCCUUUCCUCAUUCACCCGGAGAGCGGCUGGAUGUUCCUCUCCGACUGCCUGGACUACGAGGUCACGCCCGUGUACCGCUUCCGCGUUCGGGCCUUGGCGAGCGACGGGGAGUCGGAGGUCAGCGCCGUGGCUACGGUGGUCGUCAUGGUGCUGGACGAGAACGACAACGCUCCGGUUUUUAGCCGGGCGGACUACUUUUUCACCAUGCAGGAGGGGCCCGCUCCUCUGGGUCUGAUCGGAACGGUGAAGGCAACGGACAGAGACUCGGGAAAGAACGCUCAGCUGUCCUACAUCCUGCUGUCAGACGGGAAACACUUCCGCAUCAACUCCAAAACAGGUGAGAUCAUAAACUGGGUGGCUUUGGACCGAGAGCAGCAGAGCCAGCACACUCUGAAGGUGAUGGUGACGGAUCAAGGACACCCGCGCCUCAACGCUACAGCCACCGUCCACAUCCUGGUGACAGACGUCAAUGACAACCCUCCUCAGUUCACACACCUCCCUACUGGCAAAGAGCUCAAUUUACAGGUGUGGGCGGGUUUACCAGUGGGCUCAGUGAUCACCAGCAUGUUUGCUAAGGACCUGGAUGCAGGGGAAAACGGAACGGUCAAGUUCUCUCUGGAAACAGACCUGGACCACUUUGAGAUCGACCAGCGCAGCGGAGACAUUAGGACACGCAGUCCGUUCUCCCAGAGUCCGCAGACGCACUACACGCUGACCGUGCUGGCCAGAGACUGCGGCCCCAGCCCCCUGGAGGAGAGAGCUGUAGUCCACCUGCAGAUUCUCAACAUCGGGAGAGCGAAGACCCGUUCCGAGUCCAGCAUCAAGCACUUCUCGGUGCGAGAGAAUGCCAAGCUGGGCACCGUGAUUGGCUCCCUGGGGCUGCCCAGGGCUCCCGCCGGGCAGGUGCGCUACUCCAUCGCCGAGGGCGACGGCAGCCUGCACUUUGGCGUGGACGCGUCGUCGGGCGACCUGUACGUGGCGCAGCCGCUGGACUACGAGGCGGCGCAGCGCUACAGCCUGUCGGUGCGCGCGGAGGCGCUGCCCGCCGUCAACACCUCCAUGCUGGUGGCGGUGGCGGUGCGCGACGUGAACGACCACGCCCCCUGGUUCCCGGGCGCCGACGCCGUCCUGACGCUGGGAGUGCAAGAGGACGUCGCCGUGGGGACGGCGGUGUACGCCUUCAACGCACGGGACGCAGACGGGAGCCUGCGCUACAGCGCCCUGCGCUACUCCCUCACCUUUGACCCCUCGUCCGGCGACGGGGAGCUGCCUUUCCAGGUCCACCCCUCCACCGGCGUCCUCACCACCACCGCGCCGCUGGACCGCGAGCGCUCUCCCGUCUACGUCGUCACGGUGACCGCCAGCGACCAGCCAGAGAAGGCAGCCAAUCAGAAGCAAGCCUCCAUCACUGCUCAGGUGUUCCUGCUGGACGUCAAUGACAACAGCCCGGCGUUUGUGUCCGCGGACACCAUCCAUGUGCCGGAGGACGCGCAGGUGGGGAGUUUGGUGCAUCAUGUUAUCGCCAGGGACACGGACGAGGGCAGAAACGGACAGGUGACCUACAGCUUGCUGUCUGGGAAUGAAGAGGGUCUGUUUGCUCUGGAGAAUACAGGCCUCCUUCACCUGGCUUCCCCACUGGACUAUGAGAGCAGGCCUGUGCACACCCUGAGCAUCGUGGCCUCAGAUGGCGGCCUCCCGUCGCUCUCCUCCACCCAAAUCCUCACUGUGGCAGUGGGGGACGUCAACGACCAGGCCCCCCAGUUCCAGCAGAGCGUCUACCGCACCUGUGUGUCCGAGAACCGACCGCCUGGAGAACACGUCAUCACUGUGACUGCCUAUGAUGGAGACUCAGCUGAGAAUGCUGCGAUUUACUACAGCCUGCUGCCUGGCCCUGGCUACAACCUCUUCAGCAUUAACUCUCACACAGGAGAGGUCCGCACUGCUGCACAACUCGACCGUGAGCUCUAUCAGACUUUCACCCUGAGAGUCCACGGACGGGACAGCGGGCUUCACUCUCUGUCGGGCACGACCACCAUCUUCUGCUCCGUUCAGGAUGAGAACGACAACGCGCCGGAGUUCAUGCAGCCCUCGGUGCACAUCAGCCUUCCAGAGAACCUCCCCCCCGGAGUGGUGCACCGCGCCCAGGCCUCCGACCCAGACAGCGGCCCCAACAGCACCAUCACAUACUCGCUGGGAGAUGAUGAAGCUGGUCGUUUUGUGAUCGAUCCCUCUACGGGGGCGCUGAGCGUGACUCAGCCUCUGGACCGGGAGGAGCGUGACAACUACACCCUGCUCAUCACCGCCACAGACCAGGGGCCGGCGCCGCGGAGCUCCACCUCCCAGCUCCACAUCACGCUGCUGGACGAGAACGACCACAGCCCGGCCUUCACCCGCAAGAGCUACCGCGCCACCAUCAGCGAGGCUCUCCCCGUGGGCUCCGAGGUGCUCCGGCUGAGCGCGCGCGACCCCGACCUGGGCCCCAGCGGCGAGGUCACCUUCUCGCUGGCCGAGGACUCACUGGGCGCCUUCUCCGUGGAGCCGUCCACCGGGGUGGUGCGCACCAGCCGGCCGCUGGACCGCGAGACGCGCUCGCAGUACAGCUUCCGCGCCGUGGCCUCCGACGGCUGCCCGCAGGGGCCCCGCAGCUCGGUCGCCAUGGUGACGGUGCAGGUGGAGGACGUCAACGACAACCCGCCCGCCUGCCUGGGCCAGCCCGUCCGCGGGUCUGUGACAGCGGCGACGGCCAAGGGGAAGACCGUGGCGGUGGUGGUGGCCGAGGACCCCGACCAGGGCGCCAACGGCACGGUGCUGUUCAGCCUGACGGACGGAGGCGAAGUGCGGCUGAUGAGCCCGCUCCCCGAGGGUGCUUCUGGGACGCGGGUGCUGCGCGUGCAGGCCUCAGAUCAGGGCCAGCCGCCGCUCACCUCCACCUGCCUGGUGCUGCUGCAGCUCAACGGGGAGGACGAGGGGCUGCGCUUCACCGAGCAGCUCUACGAGGUGGCCAUUCCGGAGAACAGCGGGACUGGUUCCUGGGUGGCAAAUGUGGUGGCCCAUGACCAGACAACAGAUGGAGGGGCCAUAAUCUACAGCAUCUUCAAUGGCAAUGAGAAUGAGGCCUUCACCAUAAACCCUCUCACAGGGGAUAUAACAGUGAGGGCCCAGAGCUGCCUUGACUAUGAGAGCAAUAAGAGAGUUCAUCUGGUGGUGUUGGCAGAAAAUGGCCAGCAGACCACCUAUGCGCGGGUGACUGUCAAUCUCCAGGAUGUGAACGACAACACGCCUACCUUUAAACAGGCAUAUUACAGAACGGCAGUCUGGGAAGGACAAAUACAUAACACAUAUGUCAUGCAGGCAUUUGCCACUGAUGCUGAUAGCGGUGUGAACGGGCAGCUUGACUACUCCAUCGUGUCCGGAAACCACAACGACGCGUUCAUCAUUGACUCAAUGAGGGGAAUUCUGGCCACUAACACAGUCCUGGACCGGGAAAUCGUCUCAUCUUACAAGUUGGUGCUGCGGGCAGUGGACCGUGGCAGCCCCCCUCUCACGGGCACCAGCACCGUCAGGGUUCAGGUGGUGGACGUGAACGACAACAGCCCUGCCAUCCCACCCAUGGAGCCAGUGGUGAUCGCUGAGAAUGUGCCCCCAGGCUCAGUUGUGACCCAGGUCACUGCCAACGACGUCGACCUCAGCUCCACUGUGACUUACCGCUUUUUGGGAGACAUUGCAACCAAUGGGAGCUUUGCCAUUGACCGCUACACUGGGGUCAUAAGUGUAACUGGCAGUCUGGACCACGAGGAGGUCACUGAGUACGUCCUGAGGGUGCAGGCCUCGGACUCCGUCCACCAGACAGAGGCAGACGUGCAUGUUCACGUGCUAGACGUCAACGACAACACUCCCGUUUUUCCCCAGGAGUCCUAUCAGGUGACGUUGCCAGAACUGACAUCCUCUGACACGUUUGUCCUGGCGGUGUCUGCCACAGACAGAGACUCUGGUCUCAAUGGAAAGAUUUCCUACAGACUUCUCUCUUCUCCUCUGAAAGGCUUCUACAUAGACGCUCAAACUGGCUCUGUGUUCACAAACAAACCUUUGAAGUAUGUUUCUGAUGGCAACAUGAUCCAGCUCCUAGUUGAGGCUCGGGACAGUGGAGACCCCUCCCUUUCUAGUGUGACCUCUGUGGAUAUACAGGUGCUGGAUGCCAAUGACCACGCCCCUUACUUCCUGCAAAACACCUAUCAGGUGACCUCACAUGAGGACACGCCCUUGGGCAGCACCCUCUUGACCCUGACAGCAGAAGAUGAGGACUAUUCGGAAGAGAACGCCUUCCUUGACUACGCCAUCACUGGAGGUAACGAAGAGAGGCACUUUUGCCUGGAGGUCAUCACGGUUCAUGUGGAAGAUCAGCCGAGGACUGUGGCUCAGUUGGUCCUUUGUGACUCGCUUGACCGUGAGACCACGGAGGCUUACUCUCUGACCGUGACCGUGUCUGACAGGGGGGUGCCUUCACUCAACAGCUCGGCCACCGUCUCUGUGACCGUGCUCGAUGUAAACGACCACGCACCUGCUUUCGGUAGCUCCGAGUACCACGCCCAGGUCCGUGAGAACAGCCCACCUGGCACUUUUCUUGUUCAGGUGGCAGCUCUUGAUCCUGAUCAGGGGCUUAAUGGGAUGGUCCAGUAUGACAUUAUCUCUGGAAAUAGUAAAGGCCAUUUGAGGCUAGAUUCCUUGACUGGGGUGCUCGAGAUCAACCAUACGUUGGACUAUGAGGAAGAGUCCCAAUAUACCUUGACCAUACAGGCAUCGGACGGAGAAGCACAGGGCAACAGAAGGGUUUCUUUUGCAGUCAUCUUCAUUGCUGUGCAGGACGAGAAUGACAAUUCCCCAUACUUCACCCAUCCCACUGUGAACUGCUCGGUGCUAGAGAACCAGCCCGCGUUCACGCCAGUGUGCAUGGUCCAUGCCAUCGAUCAGGACGCCGGCCCAUUUGGGAGGGUCAUCUACUCCAUCUUAUCCUCCUGCUUCAUGGACUAUGGCAGUGGGAACCCGGACAGGAAGGAGGCCUUCGCCAUUGACCCUCUGACGGGGGACAUUCACACCAGACAGACGUUCGAUUACGAGCGCGAGAGCGACUACUGUUUUGUGGUGGAGGCCAGAGAUAGAGGCGAUCAGGUGGCCACCGUCAGGGUGCAGGUAGACGUGGAAGGUGUGGACGAGUUCAGUCCGGUGUUCACGCAGGAGGUGUACCGCUUCCUUUUGCCCGAGAACUCUCGACCGGGUCACACGCUGGGCCACGUCACGGCCAUGGACCACGACGGAGGCGUAGACGGAGUGAUCUUGUACUCCCUAGCAGAGGCGUCUCCGUUCUUCGGCGUGAAUAGAACAACAGGCGCCGUGUUCAUCUCGGGUCCGGUGUACAGGAGAAGAGGGAGCUCUGCCACAGACGGCAUGGUGGAGCUGCGGGUGCUGGCCGGCAGUCUCAAGUUUGACUCCAAGUUGAGUUCCUGCGCGGUCGUCGUGAACAUCUCCAACUCGGCGGAGGCCCUCACCGGGAUGUCUCUGAGCGUCCAGACGGUCAGCCUCAGCGCCGCUCUGACCAUCUUCCUCCUGCUGCUGAUCUGCUUCGUGGCCCUGGUGCUGCGCUACAAGACCAAGGAGGCCGCGCUCAAGAAAGCCGCCUCCAUCGCCGCCAACUUGAACCACGGCACCGGCACGUUCGGACGGAAGGGCGGCUCGCAGCAUCAAAACGGCAUCAACCUGCACGAGAUGCGAGGACAAAUGCGCGCCAAGCUGGACAUCUCUCGGCCCUUGCAGAGGUCGGACAGGAGUCUACGGGGCUCGGCGGAGGGCGAGACCGCGGAGGACCAGGAGAUCAAGAUGAUCAACGAGUACCAGUGCCUCAAGAGGUCUGGCUCGGCCCUCAGCGAGCAGGAGUCCCAGGUGCUAGACUCGGGUCUGGCCAGGGACUUAGACCAGCUGUCCUGCCACUCCGAGGAGAGGGAGCCCCCGGGCAGCGCGUCGUUUGCGGGGGGCCUGGGGGCGGGCAUGGCCAGCGCCGAGAGCCUGCACAACUUCAAGGAGGAGGGAGGCGGCGAGGGCAUGCUGCCGCGCGUGCUGAACGUCCGGGACGUGGAGGACACCAUGAGGAGCUACGCGCCUCUGACGGACGGCCAGGCGUCGGUGGGGGGGUCGCUGGCCUCGCUGAUCUGCCCCGAGGAGCAGCUCCGGGGGAGCUACAGCUGGGACUACCUGCUCAACUGGGAGCCCCGCUUCCAGCCGCUGGCGUCCGUCUUCACCGACAUCGGCUCGCUGCCCGACGAGGAGGCCGCUGGACACAGCUCGGCGUCGGAGCUGGCCAGUCUGAUGCGCCCGCCGCCGCUCAUCACUGCGGUGGCACAGCCGGGCAUACGGGCCGUUCCGCCGCGGAUGCCCGCUAAAAUGCCAACCCUGGGCAGGCGACCGUCUUACCCCAAAUAUGCCUACUCUCCGCUGGGUCGUAACACAGGACUGACACCCUCAGCGAUGACGCCCAGCUUCUCCCCCUCUCUGUCCCUGCUCACCAUGAGGACACCCAACGCGUCCCCAGUGGUCUCCGAGACGGGGCUGGGGGUGCGCACCAAGAACACCACCCUUCCUGGGAGCUACAUCUGUGACGGGGAAAUACAGGUCUAGCUCUCUGGGAGUAGGCCACAUGGCAGUUUCUCUCUAAAAUGGAGGUGACUUCAUCUGAAAAACACUGAAAUGUCUCUGUCUGGAUUGUCACUUUGAUUUUCAAUGGUGAAGCCAUAUCUCGAAAAAUAUGAAGUAUGUUUGAUGUUCAUAUCGGACCAGAUGAUGUCCUAAAUUUCAGAGGUCCAAGGAGUCUGUGAAAUCGCUACAGUUUGUUUUGUAUGAAAUGGAAGUUUUCUGCACCAGUGUGCUUUACUAGGGCAUGCUUUGUGACUGUGGUCAUAGGAGGUCAGUGCUGCCAAAUGAUGUCUAUUGUGUCUCUGAUCAGAUCUAUCAUUAAAGAAUCCAGCUGAACAUCACAUGAACCCAAUAGACUAGUUUUGCAACUAAGCCCAAACAUUAAGGCCAGCUUCCUCUGUCUUUGAUGGCCGUUCCAGUGUAGAGAUUUGAUCUACAGUACCAAACACUCUCAUUCAUUCGUCUGUCAAUGGGGGCCUAAUCAUUUCAACACUCUCUUGCAUAAUGAGAUCAGAUGGAUAUUUGGCCGAUAUUGUGCUGUGUGGUGCGUUAUCUCAAGGGAAAUCGCCUUGCAUGAGAUGUGUGUGAAGAGCCAUCUGUAGACAGUAUUACAUUUAUUUCAGUUUCAAGGAUUCUACAGUCUCAUGUCCUUGCCACAGUUGAGACACAUUGAUAUUGGUGUACAGAUACGUUUUUCAAAAAUAUUAAUGUCCACUGAUGCAGAGGAUGUUAAUAAUAUUUUCUGAUACUUCAAAAAUGUAUAAAAAUCAUUCAUGAAGAAACACUAUGCAAGCUAAAAUCAAUAAGGGUUUAUUUGUGUCUAGAGAGCAAUGCUUGACGUUUAGAACCUUGUUGUGGCUACCAGCUACCAAAGAAAUCCACAGAAAAAAAGAUUUUUGUAUCUUCCCCUCCUUGCUUGAUUAACUAGAAAUAAUGAACAAAUUAAACAUUGUACAUGUGCUCCGAUAUGUUGUAAACAGAUGUCUCACUCUAAAAAAAGAUGUCCCUUGUUUUUGAAAUCCUGCCUCUCGUAGAGUCAGAUUAAUCAGUUUUGCAAAUCCGUACUGUGAGAUGGAUUUUGUUUGUUUUGUUUUUUAAACAGCACUUUAUUGUACAGUGAGUUAUUAUACACUGACUUGAGUGAUUUUAUUUUGUUAAUGCUAAUGUCAGUUUGAUAAAUGUUUUGUUACUUUACUAAUCCCUAACUGAUGAUGGGAUGAAUUAUGGUUAAUGUGUUGGACAUAUAAUUAUGAUAAUAAA